Capsicum annuum is the source of this 1186-nucleotide messenger RNA. RefSeq names its product ethylene-responsive transcription factor 4-like. Gene Ontology annotation, molecular function: DNA-binding transcription factor activity; DNA binding. The record is from RefSeq and is a predicted model, not a curated record. Gene Ontology annotation, biological process: regulation of DNA-templated transcription. Bases 106 to 672 code for a protein of 188 amino acids. NCBI's taxonomy places the organism in Eukaryota, Viridiplantae, Streptophyta, Magnoliopsida, Solanales, Solanaceae. The transcript has a single exon.
AGCAGCCCUUUCCUUCCUAUACUUUCGCUCAUCCUUAUGACUUCUUCAAAUCACUUUAUGUCAUACUAAAAAAAAAAAACAAAUUACUAUCCCCCUCCCCAAGAAAUGGCAUGUAGGCAUAGACGUACGGCGGCGGCGACAGCAACAGCAGUAGAAAAGGAGGUGCAUUACCGCGGAGUAAGGAAGAGGCCAUGGGGGAGAUACGCAACAGAGAUAAGAGAUUCACAUAGGAAAUGCCAAAUAUGGUUAGGUACAUUUGAUACAGCAGUGGAGGCAGGGAUGGCGUAUGAUGUAGUAGCCAUAGAGUUUCGAGGUGUUAAGGCGAAAACAAACUUACCAAUUCCUGUUGAUUUGACUCGAAGUCCCAGUGAGGUGAGUACUGUUGAGUCAUCAUCGCUCCCAUUGGAUCUAACCCCUGGCAGGUCCUCGUACUGUCUAGGAAGUAAGUUCUUUUCCUCCCAGACUCAAAAUAAUCUUGAUGCUCGUGGUGGUGCUGGCGGUCUUGAUCGUGGUGAAAUGUUUCAUACUAAUGGAUUCGGAUCCGUAAUCAUGGAUUCUGAUACAGGAGAUCUCAGUGAGUCAGAUUCUUCAUCAGUGGUUGAUUUUAUGGGUAAUGAUACUAAGGGCAUUCAGAUCGACCUCAAUUUUCCACCUGUGCCAAAGAAAAUGUGAAAUUGCAGAAGUUGAUGAUCGGAGAAUUUGCAUGGUUUAUUGAAAUGUCUUUUACUUAAUUAGUUGUAAUCUUGUUUAAUUAGUGUAAUCCUACUUUUAAUUUUCAGUAACUAAGAUAGAGUUAAAAAAAAAGGAUGAGAAGAGAAAUAUUAGUAGUACUAGUAUAUAUAUGGGGGAAGAAAUGUUAAUGUCGAAGAAAAAUUUGAUCUUGAAAGCAAAAUCGAAAAAUUAAAUAAAUCUUUAGGGUUGCUUUUUUCUAAAAUGUUUGAGUGCUAUAUGUAUGUGAUUUGAGUUUUAAUGGUAUCAAAUUAUUAGUUUGAAUUUGCUAUAUUUUGUAAUUAUAAUUUUCAUAAUUUUAUGGUCUUUCAAAGGUAUUUUUUUUUUUUGAAUUUUGUGUGAUGUGAAAAGGUCGGAAGAAUUGAAAAAAGAUUCGAAUAAUUGGCUAGAACUGUACGUGCAAGUUUUUUUGGAUGUGAUGGGAACUUGAUGGAGGAGGAAAUGGUACUGGUGGUGG